This is a messenger RNA of Eptesicus fuscus (big brown bat), 1815 nucleotides long. It is a transcript of the gene TFB2M, whose product is annotated as transcription factor B2, mitochondrial. The record is from RefSeq and is a predicted model, not a curated record. The coding region runs from base 165 to 1355 and encodes 396 amino acids. Gene Ontology annotation, molecular function: mitochondrial transcription factor activity; rRNA (adenine-N6,N6-)-dimethyltransferase activity. Gene Ontology annotation, biological process: transcription initiation at mitochondrial promoter; rRNA methylation. The transcript is spliced from 8 exons. Gene Ontology annotation, cellular component: mitochondrial matrix. Lineage: Eukaryota; Metazoa; Chordata; Mammalia; Chiroptera; Vespertilionidae.
AGGGAAGAGCGAGGAGAGGUGGUGCGCCUGCGUGGUUUGCCGUGGUGGCUGCAGCCCGGCCUAGUCAGGUGGCGGGGCGAGCCUGCACGUGGGGCUCCCGGAGAGGAGGUGGCCGCUGUUGUAAUGACUCCGGGUGACAUUGGGGCAGACCCUAGAGUUUAAGGAUGUGGGCCCCCACGGCGGGGCUCUCUCCGCGGCUGGCGCUGUCAGCCUUUUCCGGUGCUGCUCGCCUUGGCCUCGGGAGGUCCGGAGCGGGGAGAUGGAAGGGCGUCCCGGCGAGGAACCGCCGUGGUUUGUCCGAUUUUCGGCCGAAGCUGGCGCCCAGUGAGGGUUUCAAAGAUCUGCCCCCCGGGGUGUCCAGGAGCCGCUUAGAGUCCAAGCGUUACAUACUCAGUCCGAGCCUGGCCGAGACCAUGGUGCCGUUCCUGCUGAAAAACGACGGCUGCGACCUAAUCCUGGAAAUCAAUCCCGGUCCUGGGAUCCUGACUAGAGCAUUACUUCAAAGAGGUGCCAGAGUGAUUGCCCUUGAAAGUGACAAAGCUUUUAUUCCACAUUUGGAGUCCCUAGGAAAAAAGCUUGGUGGGAAACUACAUGUGCUCCACAGUGACUUCUUCAAACUGGACCCUAGGAGUUUUGGAGUAAUAAAACCUGUUGUGAAUUCAAAGUUGCUUUUUCAAAAAUUUGGAAUAGAAACACUUCCUUGGUCGAAAGGUAUCCCUUUGAAAGUUGUUGGAAUCUUCCCAACUAAAAAUGAGAAAAAGAUGAUUUGGAAAGUUUUACAUGACAUAUAUUCCUGUACUUCUAUAUAUAGAUAUGGACGAGUGCAACUAAAUUUGUUUUUUAAUGAACUGGAAUCCCAGAGGAUGAUGGCGAACCCCCUGAACCCUAACCUGUACUACGCGUUAAGUGUGCUCUGGCAAGUAGCUUAUGAUGUGAAGCUGCUGCAUAUGGAACCUUGGUCAUCAUUUGACAUAAGCAGUCAAAGUGGGCAGCAGGAAAAGCCACAGUGUAAGGAAUCAUUAGAACAGCAAAUACAACAAAACCUGUGUCUUAUUCAAUUGACUCCUCAUAAAAAUUUAUUUUCACAACAUUUAACAUCUGUUAACUAUGAUGUAUUUUUUCACAUGACAAAGCAGUGUUUUUUGAAGCGCCAGGGCAAGCUAAUCGACCACUUACCUUCAUUGAGUCCAAUUGAUGCAAUGGACAUAUUGAAGGAAAUAAAUCAAGAUAAAACAAUAAAAAUAAUAGACAUGUAUCCUUCAGACUUUAAAUGCCUUUUUGAAACUAUAGAAUGUUCCAAAGAUCACACCUGUAAGUGGCUAUAUGAUGACUUCAUGGAAGAUGUAAUCGUAUAGGAAACUGGACUGCCAAGACAGUAGCUGGAGCCGUUUAUUUUAUUUGGAAAUUAUAAAGCAAUUGAAAAAGAACUUAAGUUUUUAAAGCUCAGUGUUUCAACAGAAGGUAAUAUUCUUGCUUUUCACAAACAAGGCAGAUAAUUUCUUCUGAGGUUGAUACCAUUAGUACAUUGGAUAAAACAAUGGCUGCUAUUUUAUUUACAACUGAAUAAAAUGAAAACUCCACUUAAUUGUGGAUUUGAUCAGCUUAGAUUUGUUUGUUUUAAAUUCCUAUCUACUGUCAACAUACUGGUAGUUGUAUGGAAUUACCAGAUGAAAUUUACUUUUAAAAAUCCUGUUAGUCAAAUACUUACAUUGCAUUACUGUAAAUAUUCCACUUUCACUGUUGAUUUUUGCAUCCUCUGGGGGCAAAGUGUUCAUUUUUAAAAUGAGAAAGUAAAUUAAACUGAUUUAAAUAGUU